GCAGGGACACACAGGCUCUGCCCGAGGCGAUCUAUUCCGCUCAAGACCGGCCGGAGCCGUUUGCCGCCGAGCGUUGCUCCUGCCCAGGGGCUCCUGCAGCCACCCCCGCUUCUCGGCCAGAAAUAAGUCCCGACCCUGUGUCCCUACCUGCCCCGCUAGCCUCCCGCCGCCCCAGGGGUCUCCUGGGCGGCUCAGGCGCCAGGGCCUCGCUCCAAUUAGCCACCGGUGGGAGCACCCGCCCUUCCUCCGCCGCUUAAAGCGCGGCGGGCCCUCCGCGGAGCACAUCCUCACGCGGAGGGCAGCGGUUGUGGUAGCAGCGCCUUCCCGGCGGGGGUUUUUUUUUUUUUUUUUUGUUUUGGGUUUGUUUGUUUGAUUUUUUGGUGGUUUUUUUUUUUGUUUUGUUUUGGGUUUUUUUUGCCUGUAUUUUUCGUCACAGUGGAUUUGGAGCAGCUUUGCUUUGCAUUUGACCCCCGUCGUUGCUGGAGUAGCCGGCUCUCCCGCAGAGCCGCUCCAGCCCGCUUGAGGCUUCCUCAGGUGGCGCAGCCCGCGGGGUGCGGAUCCGAGCCGAGUCAGGAGAGCGCGGUGGCGGCGCUAUGCCUGCCACCUUCUCCUGGCGCUGCCUGGUGCGCCUGCUGCUGCUGCUGCUGCUGCUGCUGCUGCUCUGCACCAGCCUCUCGGGCGGCAACCCUGCAGAUCCACCUAUGACAACACAAGAUUCGAAUCAGACUCAGGUGAUUUCUGUGACUAAGAUGAAAGCUGGACAUGAAUUAUCUGAUGCUGCCACCCAAGAGCUCAAGCCAGGAGGCAAGCAGAGCACUGAUGUUGCAGUGUAUGAGAUAGUCCUACCUGGUCCGUCUGAAAAAAAUAUUUCUUUGGCCAGUCCAGUUAAAGUUGAACUUAUAUGCAAAUUAGAUGAGAAUUCCAAUUUGAAAAAUCCUCAAGUGACUUGGAAAAAGGGAAGUGAAACAAUCAGUCACACCACUAAAACUCAGAACAGCUGGGCCAUCCAAGUGACCGUCUCAGGGAGCAGCGAGCUGGGAAGUUACACUUGUUUUCUGAAAGCUGAAAAAGAAGUCAGUGCAACGUUUCACUUGCAUGUACCACCCGUUGAUGGAAGAGAAAAACCCAUGAUCGCUUAUAUAGGAGAUACAGCUGUAAUGGUUUGUAAAACUGAGUAUAAUGCCAAGACUUGGAGCUGGUAUAUGACCAAUGGAACUGAGCUGAUUUCCAUUGAUAAGAUUUUGCCUAAGGACAAGUAUGACAUUGAGAACCCAUCUGCCAGUGAAAGCCGUUUGGAGGUACACAGGCUCACCACAGCAGAUACUGGUGUAUAUUGGUGUGAAGCUGCUUUUGAUUUAGGGGGCAGUAAAGCAAGGUUUGACGUUAAAGUUCUGUCCAUCGCAGAACCUCUCAAACCCUUCAUAGCAGUUGUGGCUGAAGUUGCUAUUCUUGUAACUACUAUUGCCCUCUAUGAGGUGUAUUCGAAAAGGAAAGCAAAAGGAGGUGAAAAAGAGUUUGACCAAAUUGAGCAACUUAAAUCAGAAGACAACGUAGCUGAGAAAGGCACGUAGUUCUAUGCAGAGAGGGAAGGUUCCUUUAAAGGAGAUUUAAGCCAAUAGAAGUGGAAAUCAUCUCAGAACUACAGAAGAUAUAUGCAGCUGCUUAAACAUUCACUAUGUUUUGAAGUAAAAUCUUUUACAUUUGCAAAACAAGGUUUUUAAAGUAGCUCUGAAACUACUCAUUUUAUACCAAUGAUAAUAUGAUAUAUUGUAUUUAGAUGUUUAUUUGUAACAUUUUACUACUAGCAGGGUGUUUUUAGUGUGAAUAGGCUUGCUGUUGGUUUAUGAUUUAUCUAUUUGAUUUUUUUCUCCCAAACUGGAACUAGUGUUGUAUUCACUGAAAAAAUGGUUAAUAUAGAGUGGGCAGAUUGUCUGAGUGUUAUACAACUGGAUAUGAACAAUCAAAAAAGUAUUUCCACCAAAGAAAAUGCCUUUUACUAGCUGAUGAAGCAAAUGUGAAGCAGCUGUUUUUACCAAAGAAAUGGUUAAAGGGUAAUCUUUCUCAAGAUUUAAAUGAAAUAUUGAGAGAGUUGUGAUUUACUCAGAAUAGUAAAAUGUUUUCAUUUUAACUUAGCUUCAUUUUUAGUUCUACUGUAUUGUAGUCCUCAAAAGGCUAAACAUUUAAAUACCAUACAGCUCAGAUAUUUCAGAGUUGAUGAAAGAAGUAUUGGGGAUACAGUACCUUUUCAGACUAAAGCUGCAAAUUCCUUGUGCUUGAAAAAAAUAACUGCACUCUCUGGGGCUGCAAAACCAGUUUGGUUAUUAUAAUUUAUGUGGAGUGCUGAAUCUUCAGGAAUACACCUUUACAUGCUUCAAUCAUACACUGUCUAGUUGGUACUUUGCUUCUUUCAGCAAGCUGUUGUUUCUUGAACUCCUUGCAAAGCACAGAGUGGAUCUUGAACAGCUAAAAUUUUCAGGUUAAGAGGGUGGAGCCCCAUGACUACCACUACUCUUACAUAAACAUUUAACACUGCUGUUAAUUACUCACAGUAUUGCUUUAGGAGAGUGAGUUGCCAUAAUACUGUUCAGUUACAUUAUGCAUUCAGCAAUUGAAAAUGUUUAGCUAGUAAGAAAACAGUUGGUUGCAUCAGUUGUCUUUGCUUGAAAUAAUUAAAGCUUCAGUUUUGAAAGGAAGAAGUAAAGUCUUCAGGAAAAUAUCUUUUCUCCCUAAAAAUGUAAGGAAAAAGGAAGUAUUUGCAGACUCUAUAAGAAAGUGAAAGAAGAAAAAAAACACAGAACUUUUGUACUGGUCAUUUUUCUUUGAACAUAAAGGAAGGUAGAAAAAAAUAGAUAAAACAAAUUUAAUUCCCUUCCUUGAUUUUUUUCUAUUUUACUGUUCUUAUGGGUUUGAAAAAUACCACAAAUUCUAGCAUUGGCUGUUUUGUUGGAAAUAGGAGAUAAAAUGCAGUCUGACAUAUGCUUUUUUUGAUUUUCAUAAUUCAUUUUCCAGUUUGAAGAACUACAAGUUAAGGUCCAAAUAAGACACAAUGAGAAGUAUAAAAGCAUUGGGUGAUUGACUGUAAGGAGUGAACACUGAUAAAGAUUCCCCUUGCUUAGAUACUGUGUUUAUUGUAUUUUGCCUUGGAGUUUCUAUGCACUAUUAAAACCGGAAUGCAUCUACAGUUUUUUAUAUUAUUUUCUCAUUGAUAUAAUGGAUAUUUUUAUGGUAGCAAGUAAAUGUUGGCAGUUUUAAAAUACUUACUUCCGUAAACAUUUGUAAAUUGUUUGGCACAUUUCAGAGUUCUUAGUAAUUUGUUUCCUGUGGGCAGUUAAAUAGUAAAAAAGAUAGUCUUACUUAGAGAGCUAAGAAUUACAUUCUGAAUAAAGCAGUAUUAAUAUAUUUCACAAUGGAAAUGAGGCAAGAUACUGUCUGGAAAAAAACCUGUCAUUUAAUCAAAAAUGUUAACAAUCUUUCUGCCUUCAUGUAGUAUUCCUGCCUGAUCUUGCAGUUGGUCUGUAAACUCUUGGCUAACAUAGGCAAGUUAUACAGACAGUUUUUUGGCAUUACCCAGGAAAACCUGGGUUAAGCAUGGAUUUUAGAAGCAGCACAUCUUAGAUCUUUUAGGACUAUAUAAGUUUGGUCAGACUGGCUGCUGAAACUAUAGCUUUGCCUUGACCUACCUCUAGCAUGUUCUGCUUGCUUUUUCUGAGGGGUUUGAUGCUUAUUUUUAGGUUGGUGAGUAGUUUUUCAUCAUUAUGAGAAGUUUUACUCCAUGCAUGUUCUCCUAGGUUUUAAACCCUUUUGGGCUGCCCUAUAGAGGGGAAGAAAAAAUAAUAUUAAAUGGUAAAUAUUAGGUAUUUGGCAUAAUUAAUGGUCAGCUUCAAAGGCAUAACCUCUGCUUUUCUUGCUCCAAGUACCAUAAGAAGCCCUGGAAAUCCUGAAAUUUAUCUUUUGAGAAAUAUGUGUUGUGUAUGUUCAAAACAUUCCCACUGUAGUUGCUUUAUGAUCUUAGCAUUGAAUAGAACAAAACAUUGAAACUUUAAAAAACCUUAAAACUCUAGGCAGUGAUUUUUUUUUUUUUUUUUUUUUUUUUUUACUUCAUUCAAGCCAGGAGAUACAAUAGUUUUAGAUCCUUUUUGGUGAAACUUCUUUCAGACAGCAGUUGGAGCUAAGUGUAAGGAUCCACAAAAUUAGUUUUAAUACCAAAACAUUAACAACAGACUUACAUUGGUAACCACUACAACUGUUAGGCAAAUUUUGUCUUCCAAAAUUAAAACCUUUUCUUGUACGAAGGGGAUAUUUUACUGGAUUUUAGACCAGCAAAAGCCUUACCAGUUUCAUAGUGGAAAGGCUGAAAUCUGCAAAAGAAUCCUGAAGGCCUGUUUCCUAACACUUCAAGCUGCUGUGCUGCAAAUUCUUCCUGCUCUUAGGUUCAAAGUAGACAUAAGCAGCUGUGAGACCAAAUUCCUAGUGAAGAUGGGGGUUCAAAUAGAACUGCAUUAAUUCUUCUUUAGUAUGAAGACCCAAGCAUUCCUGCAGUUGUUCAGCAAAAUUGAUUAGCUGUGGUUCCUUCGACGCACGUAAACCUGGGGAAGAGAGGGACAGCUCGUUAGUACUGAUGUUGCUACUAGAAUCAGCAUCCGUGUGCCUCUAACUCUUUUUCAGCCAGAAGAAGUUAGGUUUAUAUUCUGUCUUUAAUUGCCUCAGAACCUUUGAACAGUUGACUGCUGGGCAGUGAAAACUGUGAGAAGAAACUGGUUCGUACGUUCAGGGCAGGGGAGGUUUUUGAGAUGUGUGGCACCCUAAGUGUUGAGCUACCCAGCACGUGUUGUCUGACCACAGUUAGCUGCAUGAUGAUUGAGUUCUAGCUGGAAGCUCCCCUGAAACAGGAAGGUUAUGAUACUGAGGAAGCAACCAGAUGAGAACACUUUAGGGACAUGGGAAGGAACUGCAUUUUGGUGUUCUCUAGGGGUCCUGAGGGACAGACAGCAGAAGCUGAGAUGACUUACAAUUAGACAUGUACAGGGAAGACUGAAUGCAGAUCUGUAGGAGAAGACAUGUUUUCAGUUGUACCACUCAGACUGUGUGGGAAGUUUUGUAUAGCAGCUGAAAACAGUCUGCUAUUGCUGAACACUUAGACAGAUAAAAGCACAAAGCUAAAUGACAUAUCUCAUAAGAGAACUAGAAGUUAGAUGCUUAGAAAAUACUUUUCUGCUAGUUUAACAGUAGUAGUUUUGUAGUUUUGUUACUUCAUUAUGCUAGAAUAUGUAUAUGUAAUUCUUUGCAAAAAAAUAAACCACUAAGUUCCAAACUACAACUUCUAACAGGAGGUCUCUGAGUUGUCAAAAUUUACUGUUUGCAAUUGAGUUCAUUUAUGUAGUUGUAUAAUGUUUGUUCUGUCAUACCCAAAAUUACUUCCUUACAGAAAAUUUAUCUUUGUUUUUACAUUCAGCUUUAUGUUUAACCAAAGAGAUUUUGGGUUUUUUAUUAGUUAUGAUAUUUCUAUCAACUAACUUGCUGAAUUAUUUUCAGAUAGAUACUAAAAAUUAACAGUGCCUUGAAUGAAGAUGUUUGUUUACCGUAAUUAAUUUUGUUUUUCUUUUGCAAUAUGUUUGUUAAAAGUUUUCCUCUGAAACUUGACAGCAAAAUCUGUUUGUCUAGUAAAACACUACUAAACCUAAUGCUUUUUUCAUGCUUGCCUUGUUUUACAUUCUGAUUUUUCUAUUCUGUGCUCACAUAACUGUUCCAUUUUAUUACUUAAGCAAAUGGAAAUACCCUCUGUUUGUUUGAUAUAUAUCAUAUAAUGAGGAUGGUAGUUAUGAAUAGUGUGAAUUGAUAUGUGUACUUAAAGUAAUUUCAAUAAAUUUAACUAUGAA
Haemorhous mexicanus (house finch) is the source of this 5876-nucleotide messenger RNA. It is a transcript of the gene EMB, whose product is annotated as embigin. The record is from RefSeq and is a predicted model, not a curated record. The transcript has 10 exons. The coding region runs from base 594 to 1571 and encodes 325 amino acids. NCBI's taxonomy places the organism in Eukaryota, Metazoa, Chordata, Aves, Passeriformes, Fringillidae.